Molecule: messenger RNA, 1413 nt
Organism: Saccharomycodes ludwigii
Lineage: Eukaryota; Fungi; Ascomycota; Saccharomycetes; Saccharomycodales; Saccharomycodaceae
Gene: SER33
Product: phosphoglycerate dehydrogenase SER33
Exons: 1
Coding region: 1-1413 (470 amino acids)
Molecular function (GO): NAD binding; oxidoreductase activity, acting on the CH-OH group of donors, NAD or NADP as acceptor
Source: RefSeq, a predicted model, not a curated record
AUGUCUUAUCCACAAGAAAUCCAAAAUAUUCAAAAUUCUUUUAAAACUGCCAUGAAUUUAUCCGGUUCUCCAGGGGAGGUUUCUACUUCUCCUACUGAUUCUUUUAUGAACAGUUUGCCACAUCGUACCAGCGUUUCCAAACAAACCAAAGCUUUAAAACCUUUUUCUACCGGUGAUAUUAAGAUUUUACUAUUAGAAAAUGUCAAUAAAGGUGCUGUCGAUAUUUUAACCAACCAAGGUUAUCAAGUUGAAUUUCACAAGACUUCUUUACCGGAUGAUGAAUUGAUUGAAAAAAUCAAGGAUGUUCAUGCCAUUGGUAUUAGAUCAAAAACAAAAUUAACUGAAAAAAUCUUGAAACACGCUAAGAACUUAGUCGUCAUUGGUUGUUUCUGUAUUGGUACAAACCAAGUUGAUUUAGAAUAUGCUGCUAAAAUUGGUGUUGCCGUUUUCAAUUCUCCAUUCUCCAAUUCGAGAUCGGUUGCCGAAUUAGUUAUUGCUGAAAUUAUCUCCUUGGCUAGACAAUUGGGUGACAGAUCAAUUGAAUUACACACUGGUACAUGGAAUAAGGUUUCUUCUAAAUGUUGGGAAGUUAGAGGUAAAACCUUGGGUAUUAUUGGGUACGGUCACAUUGGUUCUCAAUUAUCUGUUUUGGCCGAAGCUAUGGGUAUGCAUGUUUUAUAUUACGAUAUUAUCACUAUCAUGGCCUUGGGUACUGCCAAACAAGUUUCUACUUUAGAUGAAUUAUUAAACAAAUCAGAUUUUGUUACCUGCCAUGUUCCAGCUACUCCAGAAACCAAGAACCUGUUGUCUAUUCCACAAUUUGCAGCCAUGAAAGAUGGGUCCUAUGUCAUCAAUGCUUCAAGAGGUACUGUCGUGGAUAUUCCAGCUUUGGUUCAAGCUAUUAAGUUGGGCAAGAUUGCUGGUGCUGCCUUGGAUGUUUAUCCAAAUGAACCAGCAAAGAAUGGUGCUGGCUUGUAUUGUGAUCAAUUAAACCCAUGGACUUCUGAAUUAGUUUCCUUGCCAAAUGUUAUUUUAACCCCACACAUUGGUGGUUCCACAGAGGAAGCCCAAAGAGCUAUAGGUGUUGAGGUUUCUCAUGCUCUAUUAAAAUACAUCAAUGAAGGUAGUUCAAUUGGUGCUGUCAACUUCCCAGAAGUUUCAUUAAGGGCUUUAGAUCUAGAUCAAGAAAACACUGUUCGUGUAUUAUACAUCCACAAAAAUGUUCCUGGUGUUUUAAAAACUGUUAACAACAUUUUGUCCGAUCACAAUAUUGAAAAGCAAUAUUCUGAUUCUAACGGUGAUAUUGCCUAUUUAAUUGCCGAUAUUUGUGAUGUUAAUCAAAGCGAUAUCAAAGAUAUAUAUGAUAAAUUAAAUGCUACGCCAUAUAGAAUCUCUAUUAGAGUCCUUUAUUAA